GCUUUACCGAUACCCGAAUUGUUUCUGCGAUGCGUGGAUAAUUUUACAUUUGAGGGAAUGGGAAGAUGUUUCAGUCGAGCUUUUAGAGCCGGCGGGGAUGUGUGUGGGCUUCUGAAGGCUUGCCAUGGCUUUGCGGGAGCUGAAAGUUUGCCUGCUGGGGGACACAGGUGUUGGGAAAUCCAGCAUCGUUUGGAGGUUUGUAGAAGAUAGUUUUGACCCGAACAUCAAUCCCACAAUAGGGGCUUCUUUUAUGACAAAAACAGUGCAGUAUCAAAGCGAGUUGCACAAGUUUCUGAUCUGGGACACAGCUGGUCAGGAACGGUUCCGUGCUUUGGCACCGAUGUACUACCGUGGAUCAGCGGCUGCAAUCAUUGUGUAUGAUAUCACAAAAGAGGAGACAUUGCAAACAUUGAAGAACUGGGUGAAAGAACUGCGACAGCAUGGACCUCCAAAUAUAGUAGUAGCAAUUGCAGGAAACAAAUGUGAUCUUUCUGAUGCCAGGGAAGUACUUGAAAAGGAUGCUAAGGACUAUGCAGAUUCCAUCCAUGCAGUCUUUGUGGAAACCAGCGCCAAAAAUGCAAUUAACAUCAAUGAGCUGUUUGCGGAAAUCAGUCGCCGGAUUCCUUCAACAGCUGUCAAUCCAGGAGCAAACAGUAAAGGAUUCAAGUUGAGGAGACCUCCUUCUGACACAAAACGCAAUUGUUGUUGACCAUUCUGGAAGCUUGGACUGACUUGGCACGCGCAUACCAGAAGAUUGAGGGAUCCCUGUAAGACCGUUGCUCUGGCAUUCAGUCUUUAUGCUGUGCUAUCUUCAACGGUAGAAUACUCACUGCUCAUAAUCAUAUUGUCUCAUUUUUCCACAAAAGUGCUUUAUGCAACAUCUUGGCAGGCACCUUGUCAACUGCUUGUGUUUUCCUCUACAACCUGCCUAAGAACAGAGAAACCAUUGAACCAUGGACUGCUUAAGUGAUAUCCUGGAGCUGUGUUGAUGCAGAGGUGCAAAAGAAAACUUUAAUUUUUCCUUUCAUGUAAAUAGAUGAAGGUAAUUACACAACAAAAGGGAAAUGGAAGCACUUUUUAUUUUAGAUUGUUUUGUAACCAAGAAUCAGACUUCUUUGAAAAUGCACUUUGCAGUUCUCUGCCGAGGUGGAACAGUCUGAGGUGGUUCUGUCGUUAAUACGUAUUUGUUCGUAUAACUGCUCCAAAUCACCAAAACAAAGAAGAACCUGAUCCCUGAGCAAGACAGCAGUUCAGUCCACAGAGUACAGCAGUUUGACCUCGAGCACUUAAGAGCGAAAAGGUCCAAAAACCUUGAAUUCUCUCUGAUACUGUUACCCUCUGCAAGUAUUAACACCAUCUGAGUUAGAGCUGUUACUGCUGUUUCUAAGUGGGUUAUUUGGAGAAAAAUUGAGAAUGGCUUUAGAUCCCCUAGUGGCAGAUUUGAUAAAUACCAUGUCUGGUGCCAGGUUUAAUCAUCAAUCUAUACCAUUACUUGCUCUGAGCUGAGUAAGGGGUUCUAUAAUUGACUAAGAAGAAAAAAUAACUACCAUUCACGUUCCUAAUCAGUAUCUGCUGAUUGCCUGCUAAUAGUGCGUGCACAUGGGUGGUAGAUGGGGACAUAUUGAAUCUCUGCUUAUGGUCAAAUAUCCUACAAAGCCUUGUGCAUGAAUGAUAGCUAGUAGGCGCCAAAAAACUGUACCUGAGCAAGAGAAGGCACGUUAAGAAGAAGCAUGAGCUGGUAAUGGUGGCAACAACUACCCAUAUACAUGGACCUAGUGUAUGUUCAGGGGAUUAUUCUUGAUUCUUCAGUCCAAUGGCAAAAGAUUCUGAUUGAUUUUAAAGAAAAGACUGCAUUUUGAGGGGAAAGGAGGGCGAAAGUUUGCACAACUUCUAAAAGUAGUUCCCUCAAAUGCUAGUAUUCUUGGGUUGGAACCUAACAAAAGGAAUGAAGUCAAUGCUGCAUUUUGUUUCAGGUGUCCAACCUGGGUACGAAGGUAUCUGCAAACCAUGCUUGCUUAAGCGGAUGUUACGUGAGCUUUAACAAGUAUAAAUCAGAGCACUAGUACUGUGAGUUUUAAAGGAGCAGCCAUAUUAACACUAGCUUGAUUCCACCACUUACUAAAAGAUUAGGCUACAUGCUAGCCAGAGCUUACAAGGCUUGGCAUUUAAAACCUAUUUUGUUUACCUUAUUAUUGUCAACAAAUACAGUAAAGGUGAAAGGAUUGUAUAUCUUCAACUAGUGGACUCCAUUUAAUGUAGUUGUAUCACAAAGCAAAGCACUUUGAUCACCAUGGAAGAAUCCAAUUCCAUCUGGACACAAUUGAAUGAACGAUUCUUGGUUUGGGCUCUUCAAAAGAGCAUGUUAGCACCAUUUAAUUGAAGUUGCCCACAGGCCAACCACUGAGGCAAUGGAGGGGAUUCUGAGGGUUAAAUCACAAUAUUCUACCCAUUACCUUGCCUUAUGGCUUCCUCCACCAGAGAUAUUGAUGUGUUUUUGUUUCCAAGCUGUAUGUGUUCUUUGUGAUAUCUACGACCUAUUUAUGCAAAACCAGUCAUGCAGAAGCCUAACACGAGAUUCAAAAUGGUUGAGAAAUCUGCUAUUGCAUUAAUGAUUCUGAUCUCUCCUUUUAGCUCAAGGUAAAUAUGAGUUAGCUUAACUGAAACUAGCCCAGCCUGACAUGCCAUUUAUCAUUUAAAUGUGGAUCUUUUUUCUUUUGACAAACCUUCUUUGUAUGCCAUCCAGUAAACUGAUGUUUAUUAGAAGCUCACAGUAGGGACUGUCAUGUAUAGAGGAAGAUGGAUAGUAGUGCACAGUGGAGUAGGUGAGUCCAGGCAUUAAAAUGUCGCUUUCACCUACUGUAUUUUAUGAGAAUAUGAGGGUGAAUAGUUAUGCCGUGCAGUCACAAUUCUCUGUCUGUGGUGUCAUUUCUGCAUUCACGCAAGUGGCCCCUUCUGGCAAGUCCAGUUUCUGCUGCAGUACUGUGUGAUAGACCACUGGGACGGCAGUUCACUAACAUACUUUUCAGUCCAUCUCUGAGUGCACGUAGUCUGAAUUUGUAUCUCAAGUCAGCUUUAGAAAUAAGGACUUCGAUAGUGCCUUUAAAGAUCUCAGGAAGUCCCAAAGAGAUUUACAACCAUUAAAGUAUUGUGAAUUGUCAAUCAUGUGACAGUCAAUUUGCAGCAUUCUACUACAAAAUAAAAAAUCAGUGAUUUGUGAUAUAGAUUGAGGGAUAACUAUCGGGCAAGAUUUUGGAAGAAUUUCCGCUCUUCCCUCUCCUUCCCCCCCCCCCCCCCCCCCCCCAAAAAAAAAUACAAUUAUUCAUUGGAAUAGUGCCAAUGACUGCUUUAAUCUGAAGGACACUACUGGCAUUUUCGCGGCUGCAUUGGAGUUUCAACCUGUAUCUGCAACCAUCUUCCUUUGUGCGCAGUGUCGUUCUACCCAUUGGAAUAUUUUCCCCUUGAUAUUUCAUGAUUUCAUUGUCAAACUUGGUCAAGUGCUAUCUUGAUGUCUAGGGCAAUCGCUCUCACGUUGCCUUUAGAAUUCAGCUCUUUGAUGUUUGGACGAAGGCUGGGAGGAGCUUGGCAGUUGAGUGAUCCUGGUGUUGCCCAAACUGGACAUUGGUGAGCAGGUUAUUGAUGACUUGUUGUUCGUCACUCGUUCUUGAGUAAGACCGUGACAUCUAGUCUGUAGUGUUGUGAUGUGUACGGAGAUGGCUGAUUAGACCAACCUGGGCUUGAAAGUCCCUUUCUCACAGGUGGCAGAGGUGUAGGGACACCGCAGCAUUAGUCGUUCUUGAUUUCGAGAAUCUCUUUGCCUCCUCCAUUCUAGCUUCCUUAUAUAAUCAAGCACUGCUUUUUAUGUGGGUACACCAAACAGGACGAUCCCAGUGGUAUGUGUCAAUGUUGGAACUCUUCAGGGUUGAUGACCAAGUGCUACUUGAUAAUGCUGCCAGUGAUGGCUACCACCACUUCAGUGAUGGAUAGUAGACUGGGCGAUAGAUUGUUGGAUUGGAUGUGUUCUGCUUUUUAUAAACUGGACAAUUUUCCAUGUCGUUGAGUAGAUGUCAGUUCUUACUGCAAUGUAAUAGCUUUGCUAGAGGCACAGCUAGUUCUGGAGUGCAGGCCUUCAACACUGUUGUCUGGGCCCAUUGCCUUUGUAUCCGGUGCUCUCAGCUGUUUUUGAAAUCUUGUGGAUAGAAUUGAAUUGGCUGGAGACUAGCUUUCUGAUGGUGCGGAUCUCAGGAGGAAGCUGAGAGGAGUCUUCCUCUCAGCACCUCUGGCUGAACAUAGUUGCAAGUUCUCCAGUCUUUUAGCACUUGCAUGCUGGGUCCAGCCACCAUAGAUGAUGGGCAAGUUCUUGAAAUCGCUGCCUCCUGUUAAUUGCCCAGAAUUAGAUUAGAUGUGGUAGGACUGCAGACCUUUGACCUGAUCUAUUGGUUGUGAGAUUGCAUAGCUCUGUCUAUUGAACGCUGUUUUUGUUUAGCACAUACGUAUGGCGAUCUCAUUGUGCUGACACCUCAUCCGUUUGGGGUAUGCCUGAUGUUGCUCCCACCAAGUCCUUUCCCUACCUGGAUACUAAGGUUAGAGUGAGUGAUAUGCCUGACCAGUGGUGUAUAUUUCUGCUGCUAUUAAUGGUUCACUGUGUUUCAUGGAAACCUAGAUUGAUCUGCCAGGACUGUACUGAAUGUAUCCCAUUUAGCAUGCUUGUAAUACCACAUAACACGAUGGAGGAUGUCCUUGCAGAGAAGACGGAGACUUCAUCUCCACGAGCACCGUGUGGUGAUAAUGGUGACAAAUGCAUCUGCCACAGUAGAUUAACGAGGAUGAGGUUGAUUAGAUUUAUCAUUUAGUGUUGGUUCACUCACAACCUGGCACAGACCCAGUUUGGCAGUUCAGUCCUUCUGGCUCGGUCAGUAGUGGUCCUACCGAACCACCCUAGGUGACGGACAUUGAAGUUUCCACCCAGAGCACAUCCUGUGCCCUUGCUACUCUGUGCUGCUUCCAAGUGUAGUUCAAUAUUCAACAACUGAUUCAUCAGCUGAAGAAGGGCAGCAGGUGGUAAACAGGGGGAGGUUUCCUUGCCUAUGUUUCACCUGAUGCCAUGAGACUUCAUGGAGUCUGCAGAGUCUCCAAAGGCUAAUCCCUCCUGCCUGUUUAGCACUUUGCAUCAUACCUGGUGGGUCUAACCUGCUGGAGGAAUAGGAUGUCCCCAGGGAUUGUGAUGGGGGAUCCUGGCACAUUGCCCAUAAGAUCUAGGGUAAAGGACUACUUGGCACUUGUCUAAUGUUCCCUGAAAACAAGUUUGCGGGAACUUGCUGCUGGCUGGCUCCAGUAAGCUGUCCUAUCUCUGUCCUGGUCAUCAGUCAGAUGUCGCCCAUGUGUGGACUACCUCACGGUCCUCUGCCUUUUAAGGGGAUACACGAGUCUUGCUGCCUUGUGCAUGCCCUCAGUACCAGGGGGAAUUCAAAUGGCAGCAAGAUGACGUGCUGCAGUUCUAGCCUUGGGAAGCAGGUCAAACUCAAAGUUGGGGCCCAGGAUAUCGAGUCUUGGGGCAGCUAGUGUUUUUAUGUGAGCACAGAGAAGCCUAUGUACAAGCAUUUACGUCCACCAGUGCCUGAGAGACACUGGCCAAACUGCUUUUAUUUUGGUGGGCUAAGUUGACCAUCCGUCAUUAGUGCCAGUUGCCUACAGACCAUUUCACUGGAAUCCAUUAUUGCCUGCGAUGUAGUGGCCAUUAUGAAAGCUGCCUUGUCAGCACGGCCAUCAAGAAAUCCAUUAACUUGCCCCGUGAAAUCUGGUGUGUGCCUCUGCCAGCAGCAUGCAUUGAAUUACUGAGGCAGGCUUUCAGUGGAUUAACUGCUGUUUGAAGGUACAGAAGAUAGUGAAGCACAACACCACACUUCUCCACUCUCUCAAGUGCUCCCUGAGUUAUUGGACUCAGUCCAGCAUGAUAAAUGUCUGUCCAAAACCAUAUCUUUCCAUGUGAUAUUUCUUUUGCUCUUACGUUCAUUGUCUCUGCUUGUUAUUAGGAACUUGAAAAUUUGCUUAUCCAGCAUCCACUGUGUUCAUUUUAUCUGCUUUCCAUAUAUUUAUUAAAGGAAUCCCGAUUGUUCCUAACAUCAGUCGCAUUUUGCGUUUUAACUUCCUUCGUUUUCUUCUUUUUCCGGCUCUGUCUCUCCAGUGGUGAAUUUGCUUCGAUGUCGAGUCCUCACAGUUUCCCAGCAGACUAGUAUUUAUUUAUGAGUCUUUGUGCCAAAUUUGACAUGUUUUCAUUAUUAUUUCAUUCUCUGCUUACCAGAUAAAUUAAUUGACUGGUGCUUUAUUUGUUAAUCUUCAUUUUUGUUUGUUUUUCAUCAGUUCACUUUCUACUUUUUCUCUGUGUUGUGGAAUCAUCAAUCCUUCUCUAUUGUUUCCAACAGCUUAUGUUGGCUAGCUAUUUAUGUAGAUGCAAUUUUCUCAUUGGAAGCCUGUAUCUUCCUAUCUUGUUCUUAAAUAUCUCCUAAUGUGUGUUACUUUCUCCCUCACUGCACCCCUCCCCCCACCCCAAAAAAAAACAGGUCCCCUUUAGGGCAAUGAGUGGGAAAGGUUUAUAAGCAUUAGGACCUGGAGUUGAAUGGAUUCAAAGUAAUAACACAAUCAUCUCCCUUUUGGCAUAUUAGGCAUAAAAUUCUCCAACCUAUUAAGCAUAAAUUGAAUUUGGUGCAACUUGAGUUCACCCAAUCUUUUUUGCUAGUUUCUUUUUUUAAAAGUCUUCUAGAAGCAGGCCCACGUCAUCAAAAUGGCUAGACCAAACAAGAAAGAAACAACAGGACUUUAGGGAAAAGGAUGGCCAUUCAGAUAUGAUAUGUGCAUAAAUUAUUUAGAGGGCUGUGAAACUUUGGAAUUCUUUACCUCAAAUGCUUUGUCAUUGAUCGUACAUAAAGCUGAGAUAUGUAGAUUUUUAGAUGCAAAAGGUAUCAAGUGAAAAUGGUGAUUGGGUAGAAUAAUGGGCUGGAGGUAAAGGAUCGGCUGUUGUUUUAUCAAAUAUCAUUGUAUGCUUGGGCUAAUUUGAAUUCUAUUCCUCAUGCUUCUGUUCUAUCGGGUUAUAACCUGUAUUUUCCUUCAGUAGGAGGUCAUCGGUGCUUCAGAGGUAUAACCUCUUUCAUUUUUGUUGUAUGGUCAGCUUCAGUAGUCAUCAUUUCAGUGACCACAUGGGGAAAUGACAUUUCUGUUUCCUUCUGUUUUUUUUUAAAGAAAAGAUUAAUAUCUCGUUCAAGUAGACUUGAUGGAUUCUAAGAUGAUUGUGUUGCUUUCUCAAUAUUGUGAAGUACAAGAGUGACUUACAAUUCUGAAGUGUGGCGCAAUGCAAAAAAAUUACGGCAGUAGUUGAUGGGGUGAGGGAGUUGUUAUAAACGUGUUCAAUAUUAUGAAGUGUUUGGUAGAGUAAAUAAGGAGAGACAGUUUCUGCUAAACAGCCAGAGAACAUUAUAAUUGACACUAUGUAGAGGCCUGUGGAGUAAGAUUGGGGAAGUAAAACUAAUGAGACGGUCCUUAAAAGAUUCAGCAUGUGGAUGACAUCAGAGUGACUCUGUUCAGUGCCGUAUGAAUCUAUGAUCUGCUCUUUCACUAUGUCAGCAAUCUACCAACUGGCAUUAUGGAAAGGACAGUUUUGUACUUGUGAGGGAUUCUCUCAUGUGCAUCAGGAGGAAUACAGUGUGUGUUUGUUCAUUUAGACCUGGAUAAAUUUUAGCUGUUACUGCUUUUCCCAUCAAUGGAAGCAAGUGCUGUUGGUUGACGGGGGUGGUGGUGAGGGAAUGAGAAUGGACUGCUGGACUCUGUGUUACCAGACUUCCUAUAAAAUUGGUUCAAACUGGUUAUAAAUUGACAAUGUGCGUGCUAGAGUCAUCAAGGGGAACCUAACAUGUUGCCAACCAAAGUAAGGCAGGCAAUUGAGCUGUUCCAUUUGCAAGCUGUGGGUGAACUUGUCAGCUCUGCGAAGCUGUUGCACCGUCCCAUGUACUCAGAACUGAAUAUGAAAGCCUCCCAUAUUUGAGUAAUUGUCCUGUGUUUUGCUUUGUGCAAGACCACAGUUGAGGAGAGAGGACCAAACAUUUACUGUACAGACCUUGCCCAUGGUUCACGUUAAUGUGUGUACAGGAUCUCCAGAUCAGUGUUUAACAGCCUCCAGCAAAUGGCUGUCUUUUCUAUCAGGAGGUAUUUUGUCAUUUAUCUGGUGGUAUGGUGACAGAUCCACAACAGCUGCCAUUGGUUCAGAAUCCCAGCCUGAUAUGGUGCAGUUACUAGGUCUGUCUUUAGUGCAAUGGCUUCACCAGGAGACAUUAGCAAAGGAGUAGGUGGCAGUGUAUAAGAGGACCACACUCUCCCCACUUGUCUUCCUCUUCUUUCCUUCCAAUCUCUGCAACCCAGAUGAAAAACAAACCUAUUCAAAGUGUAUUUGUCUGUCUGUCUGUCUGUCUGUCU
Molecule: messenger RNA, 8460 nt
Organism: Pristis pectinata (smalltooth sawfish)
Lineage: Eukaryota; Metazoa; Chordata; Chondrichthyes; Rhinopristiformes; Pristidae
Gene: rab22a
Product: RAB22A, member RAS oncogene family
Exons: 8
Coding region: 125-709 (194 amino acids)
Molecular function (GO): GTPase activity; GTP binding
Source: RefSeq, a predicted model, not a curated record